GAAGAUCCACUCAUACGUAGGUUUUUCUUUCUUAUGAGUAUAUAUAUACCUCUCCAUGGUUUUGCAUUUGCUCCCUGCAUCAUAUAUCUAUCCUUCUCUCCUCCUCUGUGCCCUUAAACACUUAACUGAUCAAAGUAGUCUCUUUUCAUUCCUUUCAAGCAAUCUCAUCAUCAAAGUGAUCUACUACAACCUUAAUUAGCUUAUUACUGAUAUAUAGUACCAAACCAGAAUGGCAGCUGCUAGAGGCUACUUCAACCUGACAUCUUCCACCACUGCCCCCACCAUGCCAGCAGUGGCAGCCCAGAGCCAGUCCUGGCGGCACUCUCCGGUGCCUUACCUGUUCGGAGGCUUGGCAGCAAUGCUGGGCUUGAUAGCCUUCGCCCUCUUGAUCCUCGCUUGUUCCUAUUGGCGGCUCUCGGGCUACUUCAAUAGCCGAGAUGGAACUGGUUCCAGCUCGGGCGAGCAUGAAGACCUAGAGUCUGGGGAGCACCAGGAGGGGGGAGACUUAAUGGCAAAAGGGGCGGUUUAUGAGGAGAAGGUGCUGGUGAUUAUGGCUGGCGAAAAGGAGCCUAGGUUCUUAGCCACUCCGUUGUGGAGUAGUCGCUCUUCGUCAUUCGGAGACAGCAGCAGCACCAGCAGCUUUAGCUACAGAGAUGAGAAGAGUGGGAAGUUGGAGGUAGUGAGUGAAGAUUUGAAGCAAGAAACGAGUUUGCAGCCGGAGAAUUAUACAAGUUACAGGCCGGAUUCCGAAGACCAUGACGCAACUGAUCAGACCAGGGAUGGAACCGCCAUUCAGGAUCAUAGGGGCGAAUGAACACGGCAAGAAAAAACAAGGACCGAUCGCUUAAUGGGUUGAAAUAAAGCAAAGUCUAGUCAUGGUACGUAAUGUGAAAACUCACGGAGCAUUAGUUUGGCCUGCCCUGCGCAUCUUAUAUACGUGCUGGUUGAGAUUGAACUCUCAAGCUGCGUCGAUGCUGGGACAGCACACGUCACGGAUUCAGAAGUCUGAGAGCCAGGAAGCCGCUGGACAUGUUAUCGUUGAGAAGAUCAGCCACAUACCUAAUGGCGGCCAACCAGCUGCUCGACCAAUUCGAUGGACACUGGAAAGAUAUAUAGAAAGUUGAUAUAUAUUUUGUCCCAAUUUUAUUUCUCCUCCUUCCUACCUUUCGUUUGGCUGUUGGAUCUUCUUUUUUUUUUUUUUUUCGUUCUUUUCCUCUUCCUUCUCUGUUUCUAUAUACAUUUGUUUUCCGAUGAUUGCUGAAAUUCUAUGGCACGUACGUGCCACACUGUCAUUUCGAGAAUUACUCGAGCCGAUUCCUAGCA
This is a messenger RNA of Punica granatum (pomegranate), 1323 nucleotides long. The record is from RefSeq and is a predicted model, not a curated record. Lineage: Eukaryota; Viridiplantae; Streptophyta; Magnoliopsida; Myrtales; Lythraceae.